This is a messenger RNA of Lucilia cuprina (Australian sheep blowfly), 4044 nucleotides long. Its product is annotated as 5-oxoprolinase. Gene Ontology annotation, molecular function: 5-oxoprolinase (ATP-hydrolyzing) activity. Gene Ontology annotation, biological process: glutathione metabolic process. Lineage: Eukaryota; Metazoa; Arthropoda; Insecta; Diptera; Calliphoridae. Gene Ontology annotation, cellular component: cytosol. The transcript is spliced from 7 exons. Bases 11 to 3886 code for a protein of 1291 amino acids. The record is from RefSeq and is a predicted model, not a curated record.
CAGAAGUAAAAUGAGUGGAACAGGAGGAAAAUAUUGCUUCGCUAUAGAUCGUGGUGGCACUUUUACUGAUGUCAUGUGUAUGUGUCCCGAUGGAAGGGUACGUACUUUAAAACUUUUAUCAGAGGAUCCUGCCCGUUACAGUGAUGCUCCUCGUGAGGGUAUACGCAGAAUUCUAAAAGAAGAAACUGGGAGAGAUGUCAAUUCUUCUGGAUUGGUCGAUACUUCGCAAAUUGGUUGGAUUCGUAUGGGCACUACGGUGGCAACUAAUGCUUUAUUAGAGCGCAAAGGCGAUCCCGUUGCACUAGUUGUCAAUAGAGGUUUUCGUGAUUUAUUGUAUAUUGGAAAUCAAGCCAGACCAAAGAUUUUUGAACUGAAUAUUCAAAAGCCUUCUAAUUUGUAUAAAACAGUGGUUGAAGUCGACUGCCGAAUAAUACCAGAACAGUCAAAGGAAAGGUGUCAUUUGAAAGAGAAAAAUCAAUGGAAAGUUCUUGAGGGUGCUGGUGGAUCGCGGUACUUAGAAAUGACACCAGUGGAUGAGAUAACUAUUCGCAGUUCAUUAAUGAAAGUAAAAGAGCAAGGAAUUUCGUCAGUGGCCGUUGUUUUGGCUCAUAACUAUUCGUGUCCCGAUCAUGAAUUGAAAGUUGGGCAAAUUGCUAAGGACUUAGGCUUUGAGUACAUAACGUUAUCUCAUCAGGCUAUGCCCAUGUAUAGACUAGUUCCAAGGGGCUAUACCGCAUGUGCUGAGGCAUAUCUAACACCACAUGUAGAUCGUUAUUUAAAUAGUUUCAAGUCUGGUUUCGAUAAGGAGUUAUCUGGAGUUGAGGUGCUUUUCAUGCAAUCAGACGGCGGUUUGACUCAAUUAAAUAAAUUCCGAGCAUCAAGAGCUAUACUCUCAGGACCGGCAGGUGGCGUUGUAGGUUACGCUAUGACUGGAUCUAGGGAAACGGAUAUGCCUUUGAUUGGUUUCGAUAUGGGUGGCACCUCCACGGAUGUCUCUCGUUUUGCCGGCACUUAUGAACAUGUUGUUGAAAGUACUACGGCAGGAAUUACAAUACAAGCUCCCCAAUUAGACAUAAAUACUGUUGCUGCUGGAGGUGGUUCGAGACUGUUUUUUAGAUCUGGUUUAUUUGUAGUAGGACCUGAAAGUGCAGGUGCCCAUCCUGGACCUGCAUGUUACAAAAAGGGUGGACCUUUGACAGUUACCGAUGCUAACUUAAUUUUAGGUCGUUUGCUGCCGCAAUAUUUCCCGAAAAUCUUUGGCCCUAAUGAAAACGAGCCCCUUGAUUAUCAUGCAACAAGAAGUAAAUUCGAUGAACUGUUAAAGGAAAUCAACAACAGUUUAAAGGAGCAAGGAAGUAGUAAGCAAAUGUCGUUGGAAGAAGUCGCUUUAGGUUUUAUACGAGUUGCAAAUGAGGCAAUGUGUCGUCCAAUACGCGCUCUAACACAAGCCCGUGGUCUAGAUACUUCCAAACAUGUGUUAGCAUGCUUUGGUGGUGCUGGUGGCCAACAUGCUUGUGCCAUUGCUAGAGAAUUAGGCAUAACAAAGGUUCUUGUGCAUAAAUAUGCAGGCAUUUUAUCGGCUUACGGAAUGGCUUUGGCUGAUGUUGUACAGGAAAUUCAAGAACCUUGUGGAUUAGAAUUUUCGUUAGCAAACGAGAUGACUCUUAAAGAAAGUGUUUCUAAGUUGUCUAAAAGAUGCCAUGAGAUUUUGGAAAAUCAAGGUUUUAAGGAUAUUAGUUUGGAGCAUUUCUUACAUCUUCGCUAUGAAGGUACUGAUUGCGCUCUUAUGUGUUCAGCUUCAAAAGAACACAAUUCUAAAUGGUUGGACGCAUUUAAGGUUUCUUUUUUGAGUCGUUAUCAAACGGAAUUUGGAUUUGUGUUGCAAAAUCGUCGUAUCAUUGUUGAUGAUAUUCGUGUAAGAGGAUUGGGAAAGAAUUCAACUCCACCAGAGUUGGAAGUUGACGUAGCAGCUGAUGAAAAACCAACAUCUGUUGAUACUACGCUGGUGUGUUUUCAACAAGGAUUACUUAAUGUUCCCAUCUAUAUGACAAAAGAUCUUCGAUAUAAACAUAAAGUACAAGGACCGGCAAUAAUAAUUGACCAACUGUCAACAAUUUUAGUAGAGCCAAACUGUGAAGCUGAAGUUACUAAAUAUGGUGAUUUAGUAAUUCAUGUCCAAUCUCUUCAUAACACCAAAGUCGAUGAAACACUCGAUGCAAUUCAGCUAAGUAUCUUCAGCCAUCGUUUCAUGAGCAUAGCUGAGCAGAUGGGGAGGGUUUUACAACGAACAUCGAUAUCAACGAAUAUAAAGGAAAGAUUGGAUUUCUCUUGUGCUCUAUUUGGACCUGAUGGUGGUCUAGUUAGUAAUGCUCCGCAUAUACCAGUACAUUUGGGUGCAAUGCAGGAAACAGUUCAAUAUCAAUUGAAAGUGCGAGGUAAAACUUUGAAAAAUGGAGAUGUUAUUUUGUCCAAUCAUCCCCAGGCCGGUGGCUCACAUUUGCCAGAUUUAACAGUAAUAACUCCUGUAUUUUAUAAGGAUCACGAAGGUCCUGUUUUCUUUGUAGCCUCUAGAGGACAUCAUGCCGACAUUGGUGGUAUUACGCCUGGAUCAAUGCCACCCCAUUCCACAUCUUUAGCACAAGAAGGUGCAGCCUUUAAAUCAUUCCUUAUUGUUGAGAACGGCACAUUUCAAGAAGAAGAUGUAGUAAAGAGGUUUACUACUCCAACAACGGCUAAAGGUGCAACGGGUACUCGAAACUUAUCAGAUAAUAUUUCCGAUUUAAAAGCUCAGAUUGCCGCAAACCAGAAAGGCAUUCAACUUGUGUCCGAAUUAAUUGAUUCUUAUGGUCUAAAUGUGGUGCAAGCAUACAUGAGUUACAUUCAAGAAAAUGCUGAAAUUGCUGUCCGCGAUAUGUUAAGACAGAUAGCUAAAGAUACUUUGUUACGAACUGGAUCAUCAAUUUUAGAAGCUGAAGAGUUCAUGGACGAUGGAUCACCAAUUAGAUUGAGGGUAAAUAUCGACGCUGAUAAGGGUUCUGCAAUUUGUGACUUUACCGGAUCCGGUACAGAAGUGUGGGGAAAUUGCAAUGCUCCGCGGGCUAUAACCCUGUCGGCUCUUAUUUAUUGCUUACGUUGUAUGGUUGGACAUGAUGUUCCAUUAAAUCAAGGAUGUUUGGCCCCCAUUAAAGUCAUCAUACCAAAAAAUUCAAUAUUGGAUCCAUCUGAAGGUGCUGCUGUUGUGGGAGGGAAUGUCUUGACUUCCCAGCGCAUAGUAGACACAGUUCUAAAGGCAUUCCAUGUAUGCGCUGCUUCUCAAGGCUGCAUGAACAAUGUAACCAUCGGCGACGAAGAAUGGGGUUAUUACGAAACUGUAGCGGGAGGAGCCGGAGCUGGUCCGUCUUGGAAAGGAGCUGGCGGAGUUCAUUCCCAUAUGACCAAUACACGCAUAACAGAUCCCGAGAUAAUGGAGUUACGUUAUCCAAUGAUUUUAAAAAGAUUUUGUCUUCGUUCCGACCAAUCCGGAGGCUUGGGAAAAUAUGAAGGUGGAGCAGGUGUUGAACGGCAUAUAUUGUUCCGCAAACCAGUCACUCUAUCCGUCCUAACUGAGCGUAGAACCUUACAACCGUAUGGUAUGAAUGGUGGUGAACCUGGUAAAAGAGGACUUAAUUUAUUACACAAAAAUGAUGGACGUAUUAUAUCCUUAGGAGCUAAAACAUGUAUCGAUGUCGACGCUGGAGACUUGUUUGCAAUGAAAACUCCCGGUGGAGGUGGAUACGGAAAAUUCGAUGACACUGUCGCACUUAGCGAAAAGCCGAUUCCUGCAGCUUCUAAAUUUUUAGAACGUGGUUCAGUCUUUGAUUAUCGACAAUCACAGGAGUCCGUUUAACUUAAAGUGAACAAUAUGUGAACAAAGAACGCCAAAACUAUCUCGAUACUGGAAUUAUUCAGUUUUGGCUUUUUUGUAUUAAUAUUUUAAUAAGUUUAACUAUCUGGUGUUUGGGGAUACUAAUCAAAAGAUUAAAUAAAAUACACUUUUGUGAAAUA